Messenger RNA from Akanthomyces muscarius, 972 nucleotides. RefSeq lists its product as uncharacterized. The record is from RefSeq and is a predicted model, not a curated record. The transcript has a single exon. The coding region runs from base 1 to 972 and encodes 323 amino acids. Gene Ontology annotation, biological process: carbohydrate metabolic process. Lineage: Eukaryota; Fungi; Ascomycota; Sordariomycetes; Hypocreales; Cordycipitaceae. Gene Ontology annotation, molecular function: hydrolase activity, hydrolyzing O-glycosyl compounds.
AUGCCAGCGUCCGCCGUAUCCCUCCUCUCCGUUCUCGUGGCCAUUGCGAAAUUGGCUUCAGCUCAAGUCGUCGACGACUCGCAAUGCGACUGCUACGUGACUGACGGCCGAUUCCCAACCUACUACCAGAACCACGGCUUCUGGGACUUUCGCUCCCUGUCCCGCUGCGCCGGCGUCCCCCCCGUCAUCCAGGAUGUCGACGGAAACCUCAACGCCAAGGUGACGUGCUCCCUGUUCGACUGGAGCGACCCCUUCACCGAGUUCUGGGGACCGCAGCACUGGACCAACGGAAAGCAGGGCUUCCCCAUGAUCAUGUCGUACAACAACCUCUACAUCGAGCGCAACCCGAGCGGCGGCCAGAGCGACACCUUCAUGACGAUGCGCACCUCGCGUCUGCCCGGCUUCCAGACCGCCGCCGAGCUGCAGUCGAUGAACAAGGUCGACCACGCCUCCAUCCGCAUGCUCGCCCGCAGCCACGGCUCACCCGGCGCGUGCACCUCCGUCUUCACCUACCUGGGCGCCGAGCACCUCAAGGACGUGCAGGAGAGCGACGUCGAGAUGCUGACGCGCGAGCCGGCCACGGCGAUCCACUACACAAACCAGCCGUCGUACCUCGAGGACGGCACCACGGUCGACGGCGCCUCGUACAACGUCACGUUGCCCGGCGGCCGCGCGUGGUCCGACUGGAUCACGCACCGCCUCGACUGGACGCCCGGCCGCACCACGUUUAGCGUCGAUGGCGUCGAGAGCCACACGCAGACGUUCCAGGCGCCGCGCGACCCGAGCCUGGUGCUGCUCAACGCGUGGAGCGAUGGCGGCGUGUGGACCGGACAGAUGGCGCAGGGCGGCGAGGCGUUCCAGAAUGUGCAGUGGAUCGAGAUGCUCUACAACGUCUUGCCAGACGGUGCGCAGUGCAACAGAAAGUGCAGCAUUGACAAGUCGCCCCAGGUUGGCAAGCCCGUACGCAUCUAG